Messenger RNA from Paramecium primaurelia, 937 nucleotides. The record is from the annotation of a GenBank genome assembly. Lineage: Eukaryota; Ciliophora; Oligohymenophorea; Peniculida; Parameciidae.
AUGAGGAAAAUAAUCUCAUUACAUAUUGGAUAAGGUGGUGUUUAAUUAGGGAAUUCUUAUUGGGAAUUGUUUUAUUUAGAAUACGGGGUUAAAUAUGAUGGAUUAAUUAAAAAAGAAAUAAAAAAUUAAGAGGAAUAUGGUGAAGUUUUUAAAUUCUUCUUAGAAAAUAAAGAAGGAAACUAUUCACCAAGAUCUUUAUUUAUAGACUCAGAAUCAAAAGCAGUAUAAAAAGUGAAAUAUGGAGCAAAUAGAGGAUUAUUUAGACAAAAUUAAUUUAUAUAUGGCAAAGAAUAAGCUUCAAAUAAUUUUGCUAGUGGACAUUAUUAAAUUGGAAAAGUAUACAUAGAUAUAAGCUUAGUUAGAGUAAGAAAAUUAGUUGAAGAUUGUUCAUAUCAAUAAGGAAUAAUUUAUUUAAUUCAGUAAGGGGUGGUACAGAUUCAGGUUUAGGUGCCUUAUUAUUAGAAAGAUUUUCAGAUGAUUAUUCAAAGUAAAUUAAAAUGGGAAUCAAUCAAUAUUUACCAAUCUCCUUUAAAGGAACUGCUUUAGUUGAACCUUAUAAUGUAAUUUUAUGUUUGCAUUCUUUUAGAUAAUCAAGCCGUUAAUGAAAUUUUUAAUAAGAUUCUUGAUAUUGAAUGUCCUAGCCAUACCAAUUUAAACAAACUUCCAGCCUAAGUUUACUCUUCAUUAACUGCUACUUUAAGAUUUAAUGAAUCUCUAUUUUGAGAUAUUACAGAAUUUUAAACUAAUCUUGUUCUACCUCGUCUUCAUUUUAUGUUAUGUUCUUACUCACCUAUUUUAUCAAAUUGGAAAACUUGUUUUUAAUAACAAAAAACUAAUGAUAUUUCAAUUUAAGUAUUUGAACCAUAAAAUAUCAUGCUUAAAUGUAAUGAUUUAUUGGGAAGAUUUAUGGCUUGUUCAAUCUUUUAUAGAGCUAUGA